AUGGAGGCAAUUGAUAGAAGCUUGUAUUGGAGGAGACCUUUACUAGGGGGUGUUAAGAUUAAUGUUGAUGGUUCUUUUAAUAAUGUCUUGAAAUCUUCUAAUGUUGGUCUUGUUUGCAAAGAUGAAUUUGGAAAUUUUUGGGUGGUUGUGGGAAGAAUAUUGUUGCCGAAUCUGCUCUCAAGUAAUCUUAAUUCUAAUUAUGAUUGGAGAUGUUCUGAUAUUGUGCAGGAUAUUAUUAUAGCUAAAGAAUCAUGCAAUAAUGUUGGUUUCUCUUUGGUGGCUCGCCAAAGUGAUGAAGCUGCUAACUUCUUAGUAGUGAUGGGUUCUAAGAAGAUGUGUUCAAUGGGAUGA
Messenger RNA from Prosopis cineraria, 351 nucleotides. RefSeq lists its product as uncharacterized. The record is from RefSeq and is a predicted model, not a curated record. Bases 1 to 351 code for a protein of 116 amino acids. The transcript is spliced from 2 exons. Lineage: Eukaryota; Viridiplantae; Streptophyta; Magnoliopsida; Fabales; Fabaceae.